UUACACGCCAUUCUUGAUCCCCACAACUCAAAUUAAUCACUUCCAACUGGCUCACUUUCAAAGUCCCACACUUGAGUAAUUUAGUUCAGCAAACAACAAGCUUGCUUCAUCAACAUCCAAACCACCUCGUCACUCUUGUAGUCCUUCUUUCUGCAGGGACGCAGUACAGAUCAAGAAUCUCAAUCCUCAGGUAUAACCUAUAGAAUUGACCCGUAUUGAGCUCACCGAUUGAAGAUCAAGCCGAAACUCAAACUUCAAAUCCAAACUUACAACAAAACAGAAUGAGGAACUGCACGCAACGUUUCGUUUUGCAGCCAUUGAUUAAGUAUCCUACCUUCUUCUUCUUAUUGCUUCUGCUUGUUGGAAGCUUUGUCUCCAUCUACUUCCUUAACAUCCCUAUUCUGAAUAGAUCAAAUUCGGGACAAGUCAUAAUAACAAAAACUACCUCUGACAAAUGCCCUCAAGAAAACAAAGUCCACAAAACUUAUAAAGAAAUCCCGUUAAACUGCACUGGCUACGCAAACACACAGACCUGCCCCUCCAACAACAAACCUGCCUACAUUUCAGAACAAGAUCCUAACUGCUCAUCGGAACUGUCCACUUGUCCCGAAUACUUCCAAUGGAUCUAUGAAGAUCUUAGGCCGUGGUUCCGCACUGGGAUAACAAGUGAGAUGGUAGACAAAGCAAAAGCCAAAUCCCACUUUAAGCUCGUAAUUCUGAACGGAAAGGCCUAUGUGGAAAAGUAUGGUAAGGCCUUUCAAACCAGGGAUUUGUUCACCUGGUGGGGUUUUGCACAAUUACUGAGAAGGUAUCCAGGACAGGUGCCUGAUUUGGAGCUUGUGUUCAGUUGCCAUGACUGGCCUGCAUUUUUGGCAAGGGAUUAUCCCAAGGCCAAUGCCACAGACACUGGCAUUUUGUUUGGUUACUGUGGUGAUGAUGACACAGUCGAUAUUGCAUUCCCGGAUUGGUCCUAUUGGGGAUGGCCUGAGGUUAACAUAAAGCCAUGGGAGUAUAUGGUUAAGGACAUAGGCCAAGGCAACAAGAACAUGAAAUGGGUAGACAGGGAGCCCUUUGCCUUUUGGAAAGGCAACCCUGGAUAUGCUCAGGCCAGAAAGGACCUUAUGAAAUGCAAUCGUACAGAGAAAGAGGACUGGAAUGCCCGUUUGUACACACAGGAUUGGGGUAAAGAGUCCAAGGAAGGAUUCAAGAAUUCAGAUUUAGCAAGCCAGUGCACCCAUCGAUAUAAGAUCUAUGUGGAAGGGAAUGCUUGGUCUGUGAGCCAGAAGUACAUUCUUGCAUGUGACUCUCUCACUUUAUUAAUAAAUUCCAGCUACUAUGAUUUCUUCAGCCGAGGUUUGAAGCCAUUGCAGCAUUAUUGGCCUAUAAAGGCUAAUGAUAAGUGCCGAUCCAUUAAGCAUGCUGUUGACUGGGGCAACACUCACCAAAAAGAGGCACAAGCCAUUGGUAAGGCUGCAACAAAGUUCAUCAAAGAAGAGCUGAAGAUGGACCAUGUCUAUGACUACAUGUUCCACCUUUUGAAUGUAUAUGCAAAGCUUUUGAAGUUCAAGCCAUCAAUCCCUCAAAAGGCUUUUGAACUUUGUUUAGAGUCUAUGUUUUGUCAAGCAAAUGAGCUAGAAAAAAGGUACAUGAUGGAUUCCAUGGUGAGGGGUCCCGCUGACACUAACCCAUGCACCAUGCCUCCUCCUUUUGGUCCAUCAUUUUAUGAAAUUCUUGACAAAACAGCAGAUUCAUUUAAGAAGGUGGAUCUACUGGAGAAAAGAUAUUGGGAAAAUCAGAAUAAGUCAAGAUAGAGGGAGCCUAAAAUAGAUUUUUGCAAAACUAGGGUGAUUUUUUAUUUGGCUAUCAAACACUUGUUUGUAUUUAAGGUCGAAAGUUCAAUAUCACAUGUUCAUUUUCUUUUGGAUAGUAUUGUUUUGGUAAAUUCUUUGUUUUUUAGUGAAUUUUUGGGAUAGUGUUGCUGGUUUACAUUUAGACAUAAUGAUAUUCACGCGAAGACAGAAUCUCUCCAAAUUAAA
This is a messenger RNA of Ziziphus jujuba (common jujube), 2036 nucleotides long. RefSeq lists its product as uncharacterized. The record is from RefSeq and is a predicted model, not a curated record. Lineage: Eukaryota; Viridiplantae; Streptophyta; Magnoliopsida; Rosales; Rhamnaceae. The transcript has 7 exons. The coding region runs from base 282 to 1811 and encodes 509 amino acids.